Branchiostoma floridae (Florida lancelet) is the source of this 4140-nucleotide messenger RNA. RefSeq names its product protein piccolo-like. The record is from RefSeq and is a predicted model, not a curated record. NCBI's taxonomy places the organism in Eukaryota, Metazoa, Chordata, Leptocardii, Amphioxiformes, Branchiostomatidae. The transcript has a single exon. The coding region runs from base 1 to 4140 and encodes 1379 amino acids.
AUGGCGCUGACGAACGGCCAGAUCGCGGGGAUUUGUGUCGGCGUGAUACUCGUUGUGGUGUUUUUGAUAUGCGUGCCGCUGUAUUGUUACUUCGUGUAUAAGAAACGGCGACGGGAGGCCGGGUAUGAAUCUGAGGAAGACGGCCAGCCCUCCACCAGCCCCCCUCCCCCAUCCGAGAAGGAGGGCACAGAGAACCCUGGGUACGAGAUCGGGGAGGAGGUCAACGGCGCGGUGAAUCACGGGAAGAAUCCGGACAACGGCGUUGUCCAAACCAACGGGCCAGUCGCGGUGGACGUUGCGGAAAGUCCCACAAAGAUAGAAAUAGAAACUCCGCAGAAAAGCGUCGCAGAGAAACCGGAAGAAAUCACGCUGGACAUUCCUGAGGAGGAAUCGAAUGCGUCAAAGGCCCCGGAUGUACGACGGGACAGUGACUCUCUUUCGCGGUUUUCGCUGAACUCUGACAUUGACCUGGACAACAUCUCGUUGAAAAUGAGAGGACUCGGGGACACAGACGACAUCCUGACGUCUGUCAUGUCGGUCAAAAGUCCCUUCAACUUUGAUGAGGAAAACGUCAUCAAGGACACAGAGGUCACACCUGGGGGCAAGGACGAAUCUAAUCGAAUGUUCGAUUUUGACAGUCUCGGAAAGGACGCGAAACUAUUAGAAAACAAAGAGGUGCCUAAAGUUACACCUGAAAAUUCAAACAUUCCGGAGGACAGGAGCAAGCUGUAUCAAGUGUCGGACAUUCCCGGAAAUGACCUUGCACCUAAGGAGAAUAUCUCCUUUGAUCUCGAAAGGAGCGACAGCCUUUCCCUGAGUUCGGCAAGUUCAAAGGAGACUAUUAUAGAAAUGCCCGGGUACUUGCAGAAGGACAUGUCGCCCAACAUGGAGCAGAACGUAUUCCAAGGUGACACGACAUUAGAAGAAGAACUGACCUUGAGUGACCUUGAGGAAGAUCUAAACACCUUAGAGAGCGAACAGCCGACCAUGGAGUCAAUCAAACCACACACGGUGGUACAGAAAGCUCAAAUCUCACAAGUAGACGUAGCAGACGAGCCUGAAGAAGAAACGGCCGAGGAACUAAAUGUAGCACCGGACGUAGCCAUUCAGAUAGAGAAGGCAAUGGAAGUGAACCAGCCCGACCUACAGAGAGCUCAAAUCUCACAAGUAGAGGUAACAGAAAAACCUGAAGAAAAACCUGAAGAAGAUCAGGUUACGAAAACGAAAGUUGAACCGGAAGUAGAAAUCCAGAUAGAACCGAAAGUAGAAAUCCAGAUAGACAAACCAGUGGAAGUGGAUCAGUCCGACCUCCCUCCCGAUGGCGUCAUACCAAACGGGCAUGACGUGGCGCCGAUGACGCUGGGAGUAGAGAUGAUCAGUGACUCGGACUCGGGGUCGGACGCGCCGACCUGCUCCAUCUCCAUGCCGGCGGAGGACUCCAGCAGCACCGACGCCUCCGCCGGGGAGAACGACGGAACCGUCUCCGUGCAGAUCCCGGAACGGAUUUCUGUGUCGGACGACAAGGUCAACGAUUCGGACACUUUCUUCUCUCUCGACAAACCUCCACCGACUAUCAUGGGGGACAGUUUUGAGAAGAGUAUUUUCUCCACUCUCGACUCCUCCGGUGUUCCGAAACUGAAUACGGAGCAGCCAUCUUUGAACGGGGAGCCGGAGGUCACGGUCUUGUCCUUCAGGAGCAAAGAUGGCGUCGAUGAUGACAGCGUCUCCAUAUCGUCCGCGUCAUCAGGUUCCUCUGAGGGGUCAAAGGGCGACGUUCUAAAGGAGAGCCUGGCGGUGGAGGAGCCGCACAGCCCGCCCUUCAGUCCCAUCACUCCGCUCAGGAAGAGAUUUUUCUCCGAUACUCCGGAGAUCGGAGUACCAUCCACACAGGUCACCAGCUCUCCUCUGCACCUCGAGCCGGAAACGGGAGAAGCCAGGACAGUGACAGACACGGAGCCACCUUGGAAAUCGUUCGAUUUGUCGCCAACCUCAAAGAAAGAGAUGAGCUCAGAACUCGAAUCAGUCGCGAAAGUCGACGAGGUAUCGUCACCGGUUACCAUAGAAACCCUGUCAGAACCAGAGGUUGUUAAAAUUGACGAACAGUUUGAGGAAAAAGCUCUGACGUUUGCAAAACCAGAAGAAACUUACAGGAUUACAGAAUCUGCGUCGUCUGAGUCUAGUAGUUCGGAGUCAGAGAAGUCAAACGUUGAUAGCGACACAUCAACACAAACGGCAUCCAUAGAAACUCCUUUAAAAACAGAGAAAGAAGAAGAGGUACCGGUGACGCCACAGAAACAAGUGGAGCCAACGGUCGUUCAAGAGUCCAAGACGUUUGAGUCCAUCUUAGACAGCCCAAGUAUGCAGAAGAAAGCGUCAGAGCCUACUGCAGUGACCCCGAGCGUCGGUAUCGGCGGUGACCCCACCGAUGACGUCGUGUCGUCCGUGGGGUCAGCUCUGACGUCAUGGAGGACCCGGAAGCCAUGGCGCACGCGCGGGGCUCGGUUUGAUGACGACAGCAGCAGCGGCCGGUCCACACCGGAGUCCGAGAAGACGAAAGACGCCUCGUUUUUCUCGAGUCUACUUGGUUCUACUAAGGAGGACACGAUAAAGGGCAUAAGGAGUGAUAAAAAAAGGACGGAGGUUGCAAGGAGUGACUCAAGAACGCCUCGCUUUAAGUACAAGGGCUUUCUAAAAACGUAUGAAGAUGAUGAAGAUGAGGACAGAAAAGGUGAUAGCUUUUCAUCUCCCGAGGCCAAAACGGACAUCGAGUCACAGAGAGAAGAAUCACAGGAGAAAUCGUCGUCAAACGAAAUCGAAGAAAAACUUUCCGAAUCGUCGAGUUUCGAGGCACCAGCAAGAAAGACGGGACAGUUUAACGGGCCGUCGGUGAGUACGACAGCACAAAAAGACCAAGUGACAGAUACUCCACCAAUGAGAAACAUAGACGACAUCAUACAACACCUAAACAAUCGUCCUGACAAACAAAACUCAUCAGUUGACCAGUCUCCUAGACCAGAGCAUGUGCCGGCAGCAAGCGAGACCCCGUCCCGUCCGCCCCUGCCCAGUCCCGACCAGCUCACCGCCUCCCAGAGACAGCUCGCUCAGCAGGACUCCGCGCCCCCCGCCGCCCCUGGCCGCCCCCCUCUACCGAGCACGCCUAACCUCAGCCGCACGGAGAGUUACAAAGCGUUAACCCCGGAGCAGCAGAGUGAAAUCAUAUCCGCCAAAUCCACACCGACGUCGAGAACGGUAAAAGCUGAAGUCGAAAACGGCACACCGAAAGUUACUGAGACAACGCCAAAAGUGGCCGAAACACCGAAAGUUGCCGACACACCACCGAAUAUUCCCGACUCCACGCCAAGGACUCCCGACACGUCCGCGCCGAAAGUGGCCGAGGUAACACCGAAGGUGCCCGUAACGACACCGAAAGUGCCCGAGACGACACCGAAAAUUCAGGCCGAAACGACGCCGAAGGUUCCCGACUCAACCCCGAAAGUAUCCCAGACGACGCCAAAAACCAGCGAAGCACGAAAACUCCCUGGUAGAACACGAGACAAACCAACUGUGUCCAAGCUCUCCCCGGCGAGGUUGUCUCCGUACACACCCAUGCCUUUCAACAGGGACCGUCACACGUCGCCAACCUCUACCACAACGCCGCCUAGCGCCGGGGUGGCGAAGGGCAGGCGGCCGCGGGGGGUCGCCAGGUUCAUGAACUCCAGUUCGAACCCGCUGUUCCAUGCCGCCAUGUUGCUGACCGACGAGGAGAAUAAGAAGAACGCCUCUCCUCCGGCUGAACAAAAGAUGACCGAAAACGGGGGUCUUAGAAACGGAAGAAGUUCGUCUCCAAGUGUCAAGACCAGUCCAGCACCUCAAGAACAAUCUUCCAAACCUUCAACAUCCCCUAAGACGGAAAGUGAAGGCGUGAAAGCUCCUCCAAGAAGAUCGCGUGGUUCAGACCCUUCCACAAACGGGACAUCUCAACAGCAGCCUGCUUCGGCUCUCCCGAAGGACGGUCGGAAGGACUUGGCGCUGCUUCGGACGCCGUCGUCGGUGUCGAGGGCUUCCGAGGACGGUUCGGAGUACGGCGAGGCCGUGUCGGUCGCUCUGGACGACGCGUUCGCGAUGUUGGACGACAUCUGA